ACGCCAUGACUUAUUCCAACAUGUCAGCCAGCGACGUUGGGCUGGUGUCGCUUGCUGAACUCAUACGGCAUCAUCGUGAGCUUUUGGUGGAUCCAUUAUUCUGGACCUCCCGCCAUCUGGAGAUGAUGGGAUGUCGGUUUAAACAUGUUGACAAUGUCUCCCAGGUACAGCAUCCCCAAGACUACCACCAACAGCCCUCUGAGGGCCUACCUAAUGAAGGGGAGUCGGAAGCGCUGUCACUCGCCAAGAGUUUCUCGCUCCAAGGAAAGCUGAAUGCUCUUACAAAUAUUCUGCUGUCGGAGGGUAGCAUCUUGGACAAACGCAGGAAAGGGCCUGGCUUCAUUUUCGCCGGUCGGCCUGUUCAUCGACCACACUACACCGUCUUUUAUCGCAGCGAUCAGCCCAACCGACCGAUCUGUCAAGAACCACUGCCCAUGAUUGGCUAUUUGAAUUACACAAAUGUCAGUGGUCUUCGGUGGCACAAAUUUAAACCUCAACAUCAUUACCGUGGAGGAGAUAAUUCUGCUAUUCGGCCAAUGUCCAAGGAAAAGCUAGUCACUCCGAAGGAAUGGAAGGAGGACCCCUACUUUGUCUGUGUUUUACUGUCGCUUGCCCAACUCCAAGAGCGUCUUUUGGGACCCGAAAUGCGAACAAGUCAUUUGUCCCGUCUUCUCGUGGCAAGCCCUAUGGAUAGAGAAUUCAUCCAUAUUUACGACGCUGAAAUCACAUCCAACCUCCUAGCUAUGCUUGACACCCCGACUACUUCCACAAUAAAAACCAACUUCCCCACCAUCGAACACAGGCAAAUCCCCUUCAGACCUUUCAAGACCUUCCAGAGACGAAUUUGGUCUGCACUGUUGGUUAAUAAGUUUCCGCCUCAUGUUGCGGAUGUUCCGAACUGUACUCGCUUGAAAGUGAUCAACCAACAUUUGAAACGACCACUUGAGCAAGAUGAUGAUGAUGAACGUCACAAGCGAAGUCGAGCAUCAUGAAUGGCUUGUUAUACGCAAAAGGCGACUACUUCUUGGAGUGACGUCUAUAUCACCCACUUCCAUAACAAAUGAAUGAGUGACAGGAGCGUGUGCUUUUAGGGAAGGAGGAUCACAUCAAAAGCAAUAAUGAGUGAAAUGGUGCAGAGCCAAGCUACAGUGACUGACCAGAUCGCAACCAUCCGUCCCUGCUGUACAAAGAUGUACAUAUACAGCAAGAAGUCCAAGUUGUUUUCCAAUCAACUUGCUCUUUGUAUAGAUGGGCAGGAAUUAUUUCCGAUGUUGCGGCUUUUUUCCUGAGCAGCAAUAGCCUCAAAUCACAAAAUGCGAGACGGUGAUUCAGGGACUGUGGGAGCUGGCAGCGAUGCAGCAUAACACAAGCAACCUAGUGAUGCAGGGCCUCGGCGAAUCAAGGGUGCCCACUGUGGGGGAUGCGACUUGGAGACUACCAUAACGCUCCGGUGUCGGCGGAACCGUAGCGGCCUCAGGCCCGCCACGGUAUGUGCGUGUGCGGCUAGUUUACACCAUUUCUCUCUAUCUGUUGCUGCCCAAGCAAGACAGCAAACCCCCGCAUAGCAUCUGUACACGAAGGAAGCUAGAUCGGGUCUAUGAAUAUUGAUUGAUUGAGUAGGCACGAGAAAUGCUUCUCAGAAUCGACAGGUGAUCAAUCAUGCUAAAUUUACGACAUUAACCAGCUACGAUUAUUUCGGAAGGAAGUUGCCUAUUAUUUGAGUACCUUUUGAGCACUUGGGAACAAUUUUCGGUUCCGCUAUUCAUGGCCUACUUCGUUUGAUCGCUCUUAUUUACGUAUAUUAUUUUGCUCGGUCCAAAUUCAUCUAUCCGCAGAUCGGUGCGAAUGUACCAAUCCUAAUUAUAUAUUCUUUUUGC
Molecule: messenger RNA, 1877 nt
Organism: Penicillium brasilianum
Lineage: Eukaryota; Fungi; Ascomycota; Eurotiomycetes; Eurotiales; Aspergillaceae
Source: the annotation of a GenBank genome assembly